Molecule: messenger RNA, 591 nt
Organism: Kuraishia capsulata CBS 1993
Lineage: Eukaryota; Fungi; Ascomycota; Pichiomycetes; Pichiales; Pichiaceae
Exons: 1
Coding region: 1-591 (196 amino acids)
Biological process (GO): L-cysteine catabolic process
Molecular function (GO): cysteine dioxygenase activity; ferrous iron binding
Source: RefSeq, a predicted model, not a curated record
AUGAAACAGCAAAUCAGCUUCGAUAGCCUAUUGGCAGAAUUCGAGUCCCGACUGGGAGUGGAAGACGUGCUUACUCCGCAGACCAUAGAUCACACCAAAAUGAUAGCGUUAAUGGAGUCCUACACAUCUGAAGAGUCUGACUGGGAGAAAUAUGCCUACCAUGAUUCAUCCAGGAGCUACACGCGUAAUGGAGUCGAGAAUUUUGGUCACAACGCGAAUCUGCUGCUAUUGGUCUGGGAACCCGGGAAAGGCUCUUUGGUUCACGACCAUGCGGCUGCCCACUGUGUGAUGAAAGUGCUGAAAGGACAUCUCCAGGAAUAUCUCUUUUCGUCAGAAACUCUCAAACUUGAAUCCAAGAGAGAUUUAGGACCUGACUCUGUUGCUUACAUUACCGACGAACUGGGAUACCAUAAGAUGGUCAACGAGUCAUCCGAACUGGCAGUAAGCUUACACCUCUACACGCCUCCAUAUGCCAAACUCAAUGGCUGCAAUAUCAUAGACGAGGUGAAUGGAAGCAAAGUCAAGGUAAACAUGUCGCGUCUGCAUUCAUAUAAGGGAGUUUUGAUGAGAGAAGGUUGUGAUACGUGCUAG